AUGAAGUUUUUAUUUUUGUAUACGGCUAGUGUGCUUUUAUCAGCUGUAGCUGUCUGGGCUAGUUCAGUUACUUUAACCGAACCAGAGCCGAAUCAAGUCUGGGAAACCGGAUCAACAGUUCAUAUUAAAUGGAAAGUAAAUGACCCUAAAGCUGCAAAGAAGAUUCGUCUUCAAUAUGCUUCUGGUCCAUCUCAAGCUCUGGUCAUCAAUGGCUUGAUUGCUGAUCGUGUCAAUGGUUCUUCUGGUAGCUAUUCAUGGAAGAUACCCAAAGACCUCAAGCCUAAAAAAUAUGUCAUUGAAGCUGGUCCAAGUGCUAAGGACCUUUCUUUUGCCGGUAGGUUGAGUACGAUCCCCUUGGAAGCCGUCUGGGCUCUAAAACUAGAAUUCUUCUCCCCACCUAAUGUGGUACUAUAG
This is a messenger RNA of Mycotypha africana, 414 nucleotides long. RefSeq lists its product as uncharacterized. The coding region runs from base 1 to 414 and encodes 137 amino acids. Lineage: Eukaryota; Fungi; Mucoromycota; Mucoromycetes; Mucorales; Mycotyphaceae. The record is from RefSeq and is a predicted model, not a curated record. The transcript is spliced from 2 exons.